UAGAGGCCAGUAUUCUCAGGCAACAAAUUAAAAGAUCCUGGUUCAUAAGCCUCAACUCAAAUUCUCUCUAGGGACUCAUCUUUGAAAUUAUCAGUUCAAAGAUCAAACAAACACCAUGUUGGUGGAACUUGCAUUAGCAUUACUGGCCAUAGCUCUGUUCUUACAUUUACGUCCCACACCAACUGCCAAAUCCAAGGCCCUUCGUCACCUUCCAAACCCUCCAAGUCCCAAGCCUCGUCUUCCAUUCGUUGGACACCUUCACCUUUUGGACCAACCACUUCUCCACCACUCCCUCAUCAAACUCGGCGAGCGAUAUGGGCCUUUGUACUCUCUCUAUUUUGGAUCCAUGCCCACCGUUGUUGCCUCAACCCCUGAACUCUUCAAACUCUUCCUUCAGACCCAUGAGGCCUCUUCCUUCAACACAAGGUUCCAAACCUCUGCCAUUAGGCGCCUCACCUAUGACAACUCUGUUGCCAUGGUCCCUUUUGCUCCUUAUUGGAAGUUCAUCAGGAAGAUCAUCAUGAACGACCUCCUCAACGCCACCACCGUCAACAAGUUGAGGCCUUUGAGGAGCCAAGAGAUUCGUAAGGUUCUGAAGGCUAUGGCACAUAGUGCGGAAUCUCAACAACCCCUUAAUGUCACUGAGGAGCUUCUCAAGUGGACAAACAACACCAUCUCUCGAAUGAUGUUGGGGGAGGCUGAAGAGGUCAGAGAUAUUGCUCGUGAGGUGCUUAAGAUCUUCGGGGAAUAUAGUCUCACAGACUUCAUUUGGCCAUUGAAGAAGCUCAAGGUUGGACAGUAUGAAAAGAGAAUAGAUGAGAUAUUUAACAAAUUCGACCCCGUCAUUGAGAAGGUCAUCAAGAAACGCCAAGAGAUAAUAAAGAGGAGAAAAGAGAGAGAUGGAGAACUUGAGGAGGGUGAGCAAAGUGUAGUUUUCCUCGAUACUUUGCUUGAAUUUGCUGAAGAUGAGACCAUGGAAAUCAAAAUCACAAAGGAACAAAUUAAGGGUCUUGUAGUGGAUUUCUUCUCUGCAGGGACAGAUUCGACAGCUGUGGCAACAGACUGGGCUCUAUCAGAGCUCAUCAACAACCCGAGGGUGCUGAAGAAAGCAAGAGAGGAAGUUGAAAGUGUUGUUGGAAAAGAUAGACUUGUUGAUGAAGCAGAUAUUCAAAAUCUUCCAUACAUUAGAGCCAUCGUGAAGGAGACAUUCCGCAUGCAUCCUCCACUCCCUGUUGUUAAGAGAAAGUGUGUACAAGAAUGUGAGCUCAACGGUUACGUGAUCCCAGAGGGAGCACUGAUACUCUUCAACGUGUGGGCCGUGCAAAGAGAUCCCAAAUACUGGGAGGGCCCAUCCGAAUUCCGUCCUGAGAGGUUUUUAACUGCUGAAGGGGGAGCAACCUCCAUUGAUCUUAGAGGCCAGAAUUUCGAGCUUCUCCCAUUUGGGUCUGGAAGGAGGAUGUGUCCAGGUGUGAAUUUGGCAACUGCAGGAAUGGCCACAUUGCUUGCAUCUGUUAUCCAAUGCUUUGAUUUACAGGUUGUGGGUCAAAAGGGCAAAUUAUUGAAAGGAAGUGAUGCCAAAGUUAGCAUGGAAGAGAGUCCUGGUCUCACUGUUCCAAGGGCACAUAAUCUGAUGUGCGUUCCACUUGCAAGAACCAACGUCACAUCUGAACUCCUUUCCUCAUAAAAGUACAACACAAAUAACCUACAUGUUUUCUUUGUGAGCUGAUAGAAAACAAAUGUUUUCUUUGCGAAUGCUUUUAUAUGGUAUUAAUAAUCAUAUUCACUUUUCUUUCUACACCUUUAA
Messenger RNA from Lotus japonicus, 1804 nucleotides. Its product is annotated as 2-hydroxyisoflavanone synthase. Bases 116 to 1684 code for a protein of 522 amino acids. NCBI's taxonomy places the organism in Eukaryota, Viridiplantae, Streptophyta, Magnoliopsida, Fabales, Fabaceae. Gene Ontology annotation, molecular function: monooxygenase activity; heme binding; iron ion binding. The record is from RefSeq and is a predicted model, not a curated record. The transcript is spliced from 2 exons.